Messenger RNA from Fusarium oxysporum Fo47, 1297 nucleotides. RefSeq lists its product as uncharacterized. The coding region runs from base 94 to 1086 and encodes 330 amino acids. The record is from RefSeq and is a predicted model, not a curated record. Lineage: Eukaryota; Fungi; Ascomycota; Sordariomycetes; Hypocreales; Nectriaceae. The transcript is spliced from 2 exons.
AAACAUUUGAGAUCAUCUUCAUCUUUUUCCUUUCAACAACAAUCAGAAGGCAGAGGAGCAGACUUUUCCCAGCAACGCAACAGAUCAAUCAGCAUGAAGUCGAUAUCGUACGAUAUAGACCCAGGCGGCGACGUCGAGCUGAUACUCAAAAAGCCGAACAAGCAGAACAUCGUCCCCGAGAGUCCUACUUUCCAUGGAAAUCCCGUAGAUCCGGAGUUCCCCAACCCGCCAUGCCUCGGUCGAUAUCAAGUCUUCAGCGAGCUCUAUCUCGAUGGUGAGAACGAGAAUCCGGAUGUCGAGGUUCGCAUGCGAGUAUCCUCCCGGCAUCUGAUUUUUGCUUCUCGCACAUUCCGAGCUAUGCUCGAAGGGCCUUGGAAAGAGGAAAACUCAUCGUCCAGACCUAUUCGACAAAUAUCAGCCGAGAAUUGGGAUGCCUUUGCUCUCGCCAUAGUCAUGGACAGCAUCCAUGGUCGUCACCACGAGAUUCCAACACAGAUAACUGAUGGGCUCCUGACUCGAAUUGCAACCAUUGUUGACUACUACGAAUGUCGCCAGGCCAUGCAUCUUAAUUACGAGGUGUGGGCCCAUGGCAAAACACUACCUUCAGAGCCAUGCAAUGCGGCCUUGUUGUGGUUACAUGUCUCAUGGGUAUUUCAUGAUGAGAAUAGAUUCCGCAUUGCGGCACGUUUGUUUGUGCGUUUUAGCAUUGGAGCGUACGAUUUCGAGACCAAUGACCUUCCUGUUAGUGGUGUUCUCGACUUGCUCGAUGGUAUAAGACGAACCCUAAUUAACACAGUCUCAGAAGUUCUAGACUCUCUCGAGCAGCAUAUGAUCGACGAAGACGGCUGCGACUAUUUCAAGGACCCUGACUGCACUGCCAUCGUGCUCGGUAUAUUGGUGCGAGAACGGCAUAUAAUUACGAACCUGGAUCCGCCUCUCGUUGCUCCCUUUGAUGGGUACAGCUUACACAAGAUAUUACGUAGGAUCAGCCGCUUCCGUACCCCAUUGUCGCCGCACAAUGAUCUUGGCCAACCCUAUGAGAAAGAUGACGACGAGGAGGAACACCCCUGUACCAUUCAAAACUGAUGCCAGUGUUGAAGGGGAUAGAGAAAGCGAUUGACGGUGUUCGUCUGGCUGCUCUCCAAUCUUAACAUUUUGACGGCAAUUUGACGACGAGAAUUUGGCCUGUGACAAUUUGCUUUCGAAGACAUUGGUCAUUGCCUGUGGAAAGAGUAUGAAAUGACAGGCAGACACAGGAAAAAACGGCGAUGGACAAAGAGACGCAAGAUAAACUCUG